This is a messenger RNA of Enterobius vermicularis (human pinworm), 1227 nucleotides long. NCBI's taxonomy places the organism in Eukaryota, Metazoa, Nematoda, Chromadorea, Rhabditida, Oxyuridae. The record is from the annotation of a GenBank genome assembly.
AUGAAUAUAUAUUGUUUAGCUGACCAAAUAUGGGAGUGGAUUGUAUCGUUACGUGUCUAUGGAUUGGCACUGGGAAGUAUUAUGGCAACAGUAAUAUCCGCCUAUUGUGGACGUCGAAAACCAUUGAUUGUCGGUAUGGCUAUGCAACUUGCUGGUGGUCUUCUUAGUGCACUUGUUCGUAGUUCUUCUAUUGGAAUUACGUUGUCAAUGUUCGGCAGAUUUAUCAACGGAUUUGGAUCUGGAGUCGUACAGACUAUGUGGGCUUGUGCUGGAGAAUUUUUUGGUUUAUUAAUUAGCAUGAAUUUUGCUUUUGGUAACGAGCGUUAUUGGCCAAUAGCGCUCGCAAUACCAACUUCAAUUUUACCACUUUGUAUUAUUUGUAUUUGGCGUUCACCAGAAUCACCUCGACAUUUAGCGCUAAAAAAUAAAGUUGAUGAAGCCAAAAAAGCUUUACAAUUUUAUCAGGCAAGAGAAGAUUUUGAAGCAACAUUUUUGGAUAUUACUACCGAGCAACGAUUACAGACAAACCAAACGAAAAAUGAAAAUGUUUGGUAUACACCGUUAAAAGAUCAAUUACUUCGGUUUCGUGAUGGUUUAUUUGUUCGGCCACUGUUGGUGGCAAUGUUCACUCAGAGCUUUGUUCAUCUGAAUGACUGGUUAUGGGUAUCAUAUUCAACGCAGGUUUUCAUCAAUUUUGGUAUGCGCUCAACCGAUGCUCAAGCAGCCUCAUUGUUGAUGGCAGUUCCACAGGCCUUUGUCAGCAUAUCCUUGUUGUUUUGUUUUGAUAACUAUUCCAGGCGAUUUCUGUUAAUAGCACCAACAGUUGGAAGCGUAUUUUGUGGUUUUCUGGCAACGGUUGCAAUCAGAAGCCGUAAAAGUUUGUUGCUGCUUUUUGUUGCAUUAAAAUUUUUAUAUUCACUGCCAAUAAUAGCUGCUGUUGAUCUCUGUUUUGCUGCGAUUGCAAGUGAAAGUGCUUAUACGGUUACACCGGAACUGUUUCUGCAAGCAGAUCGAGCUUCCGGAACCGCAAUUGUCACAUUUGUACAGAAUAUUUUUGGUGGACUUUUAUCAACAUUACUGUUGACAAUAAUUAAUCAAAAAGGUGCUGAAUAUAUACUGAUUCCAUUUGCAAUCGCAAAUAUUCUGUAUGUUAUCGGUGUAUCAAAAAAUCUACCAGAAACUGCGAAUAAAACAUUUCAGGUAAGAACCAGUAAUGAUAAAUUGUAA